GCCGCAGCCAUGGCCCUGGUGACCCUGCAGCGCUCGCCCACGCCCAGCGCCGCCUCCUCCUCGGCCAGCAACAGCGAGUUGGAGGCUGGCAGCGAUGAAGAGCGGAAGGUAAACCUCAGCUUAAGUGAGAGCUUUUUCAUGGUGAAAGGAGCAGCACUCUUCUUACAGCAAGGAAACAACCCUCAGAGCCAGCGAAGCCUUCAGCAUCCCCACAAGCAUGCAGGUGACUUGCCCCAACAUCUUCAAGUAAUGAUCAACCUUCUGCGAUGUGAAGAUCGGAUCAAGCUGGCCGUGCGCUUGGAGAGCGCCUGGGCGGAGCGGGUCCGGUACAUGGUGGUGGUGGACAGCAGCGAGCGCCAGGACACGGAGGAGAGUAUCUUGCUGGGAGUCGACUUUUCCAGUAAGGAAAGUAAAAGCUGCACCAUCGGGAUGGUUCUCCGGCUGUGGAGCGACACGAAAAUCCACCUUGAUGGAGACGGGGGAUUCAGCGUCAGCACUGCGGGACGGAUGCAUGUCUUUAAGCCCGUAUCCGUCCAGGCCAUGUGGUCUGCCCUGCAGGUCCUUCACAAGGCCUGCGAAGUGGCACGAAGACACAACUACUUCCCUGGUGGCGUGGCGCUCAUCUGGGCCACCUACUACGAGAGCUGCAUCAGCUCGGACCAGAGCUGCAUCAACGAGUGGAACGCCAUGCAGGACCUGGAGUCUGCACGGCCCGACUCCCCAGCCCUGUUUGUGGACAAGCCAACUGAAGGGGAAAGAACUGAGCGCCUCAUCAAAGCCAAGCUCCGGAGCAUCAUGAUGAGCCAGGAUCUAGAAAACGUGACCUCGAAAGAAAUCCGUAAUGAAUUAGAGACGCAGAUGAACUGUAACCUGAAAGAAUUCAAGGAAUUCAUAGACAACGAGAUGCUCCUUAUCUUGGGACAGAUGGACAAGCCCUCCCUUAUCUUCGACCACCUCUAUCUCGGCUCUGAAUGGAAUGCAUCCAAUCUGGAGGAACUGCAGGGCUCAGGUGUGGACUACAUUUUAAAUGUCACCAGAGAAAUAGAUAAUUUUUUUCCUGGCUUAUUUGCGUAUCAUAACAUUCGCGUCUACGAUGAAGAGACAACAGACCUUCUUGCCCACUGGAACGAAGCGUACCAUUUCAUAAACAAAGCAAAGAGGAACCAUUCCAAGUGCCUGGUACAUUGCAAAAUGGGUGUCAGCCGAUCGGCUUCCACGGUCAUAGCCUAUGCAAUGAAGGAAUUUGGCUGGCCUCUGGAAAAAGCGUACAACUACGUGAAGCAGAAGCGCAGCAUUACACGGCCCAACGCGGGCUUUAUGAGGCAGCUGUCUGAGUAUGAAGGCAUCUUGGACGCGAGCAAACAACGGCACAACAAGCUGUGGCGCCAGCAGAGCAAGACCUGCCUCCAGCAGCCUGCGGACGACCCUGCAGGGUCGGGGGGCUUCUUGCCGGAGACCCUGGACGGCACCCCGGAGGCCCGGCUGCCCUGCCUGGACGAUGCUGCCCAGCCCGCCUUCCCAGACAGCGGGGCCCCAGGAGGCCCCACUCUCCCCUGCUGCUUCCGGCGGCUCUCAGACCCCCUCCUGCCUUCCCCCAACGACGAACCCGGCAGCUUGGUCCACCUGGAGGAUCUGGAGAGGGAUGCUCUGUUGGAGGAAGCGGCCGAGCCAACUGAGGCACACACGCCAGCCAGACAUCCCCAGGAAGCUUCUGGACUCUGCGAGAAGGAAGUGAGGAAGAAGCUGGAGUCCGGGAGCCCUAAGGCCCGGAGCGGCUCCUUGCAGCAGGUGGAAGAGAUGGAAGGGGAGGAGGCCCCAGGGGCAGGGCAGUGGGGGCGGCCCCCACCCCAGCCCGAUAAAAGCCUGCUCAACCGGGAGAACCUUAACAACAACAACAGCAAGAGGAGCUGUCCCGAUGACUUCGAGCACGAUGCUAUAUUCGGGAUCCUUAACAAGGUGAAGCCUUCCUACAAAUCCUGUGCCGACUGCGUGUACCCUGUAGCCAGUGGGGCUCCUGAGGCCUUCAGGGAGCGGGGCGAGAACCCUGGAGCUCCCGCCAUCUGUACCCAGCCAACCUUCCUGCCCCACCUCACCUCCUCCCCUGUGGCCCACACGUCCAGCAGAUCCCGAGCUUUAGAGAAACUGGCCUCUGGCCCAAGCGAGAGUCCCCCUUUGCUACCACCAGCAGGCUCGAGGAGGUCAGAUGUCGGUGGCUCCGGGGCCGCGGCUGCCCCAGAACUACCAGCUAGCCUUUUGGAAUCUUCCAGAGAAACCCAAAAAGUCCUGCCAAAGUCCCUCCUUUUGAAGAAUUCUCACUGUGAUAAGAACCCUCCAAGCAUGGACGUAGCAAAGGAUGAAUCGCCGCCCAAGAAAGAUCUGAGACCGGCCAAGGACCUGCGGCUUCUGUUCAGUAAAGAGGCCGAGAAGCCGACAAGCAACAGCUACCUGAUGCAGCACCAGGAGUCCAUCAUUCAGCUGCAGAAGGCGGGCUUGGUCCGAAAGCACACUCAAGAACUGGAGAGGCUGAGGGGCACGCCCGCAGACCCGGCGUCUCCCUGCAGGGAUGGCCCCGCCGGCAGGCUGGAGGCCAGCGUCCCCGAGGAGAACCCCGAUCUGGCUCCUGCCCAUCCGCCGGGGCCCCCGGCCCUGCCCAGCCUCGCAGGGAGCGAUGACAAGUCAGAGGCCAUCCCCCCUCCGUUCGAAGGCGCCCCACUCAAGAGCCCUACUCCCUUCCUCUGCCGCCUGGAUCACACCACUCACUUCUCGAAAGACUUCUUGAAGACCAUCUGCUACACCCCCACGUCCUCCUCCAUGAGCUCCAACCUGACGCGGAGCUCCAGCAGUGACAGCAUCCACAGCGUCCGAGGCAAGCCAGGCCUGGUGAAGCAGCGGACGCAGGAGAUUGAGACCCGGCUCCGGCUGGCGGGCCUCACCGUCUCGUCCCCACUGAAACGCUCACACUCUCUGGCCAAGCUUGGAAGUCUCAACUUCUCGACAGAAGACCUGUCCGGUGAGGCAGACGCGUCCGCCCUCACCGACUCCCGGGACGCCAAGUCGAGCGAGUCUUCCUUCUUGCGUGAGCCCCAGGCAGCCCCAAGGAAGCCAGCCGCGACCUCUCAACCAUCAGGGAAAUCUGCUUCAGAACAUUUGAGAAGCCCCUCGUGGAUGAGCAAAAGCUGACCCGCCUCUUGCUGUAUUCGGACGUGUAUUUUCACAUGGUCCCUCCCUUUGUUUCACUGUGGGUUUUGGCCGUGAUGUGUCCUAAACGAUUGACAUUCUAACUCUCCCCACUCUUGCCGCAGAGAGGAGAAGAAAAAACAAGAAUAACCCAGCACAAGAAGAAAGGGGGGGUGACGCCAGUGGUGGGGUGGCCCAGGAGAGCCAGAAGCCGUCGGCCAGUAGAUACAAAACUCCGAUCCCCAAGUCCUGUGUUUUCAGGAAGAAUCCUGUUCUUAAAAAGAGCAUAUACAGAUAUGCACACACAUCCCGAAUACUCCAUUUGCACCAUGCAAAAGAGUGGCAGCGGUGAUGUUUCCGUCGCCACGGCGCACGUUCCUAGCUCAUUCAGGCCCUUGCGGGGAAACCCUUGGAUGGCAAUAUAAGUCCUACCUCUGUUCUUGCUGUGCUUUUUAUUUUUAAAAUACAGUAGUGACCCAGGCUCCUUCCAGGGAA
This is a messenger RNA of Odobenus rosmarus divergens (Pacific walrus), 3672 nucleotides long. It is a transcript of the gene SSH1, whose product is annotated as slingshot protein phosphatase 1. The record is from RefSeq and is a predicted model, not a curated record. Gene Ontology annotation, molecular function: actin binding; protein tyrosine/serine/threonine phosphatase activity. The transcript has 15 exons. Gene Ontology annotation, biological process: negative regulation of actin filament polymerization; protein dephosphorylation; actin cytoskeleton organization. Gene Ontology annotation, cellular component: cytoplasm. Lineage: Eukaryota; Metazoa; Chordata; Mammalia; Carnivora; Odobenidae. The coding region runs from base 10 to 3180 and encodes 1056 amino acids.